AUGGGCGCUGCUGGAUAUUGCACCUCCGGCGAUUCUCCUGGCUUCAUCACUCUAAAUGGGACAAUUAGCCGAGCACAACUCGAUACUGCACUCGCUUCGAGCGCCAAAUCUGACUCUCUACAGGAACAUAUCACAUUUCCAGCUAGCGGUACUGGAGCCAUUGCGCCAGGGCAGGAUGUGAAUGUUUUCAUGGUCGGGUUGACAGCCGACGGCACCAGCUUGGGCACAGCUACAAAAGUGACCUUGCCAGCUGACCCAGGUGAGGCUGGUUCAUAG
Protopolystoma xenopodis is the source of this 276-nucleotide messenger RNA. The record is from the annotation of a GenBank genome assembly. NCBI's taxonomy places the organism in Eukaryota, Metazoa, Platyhelminthes, Monogenea, Polystomatidea, Polystomatidae.